Drosophila serrata is the source of this 368-nucleotide messenger RNA. RefSeq lists its product as uncharacterized. The record is from RefSeq and is a predicted model, not a curated record. NCBI's taxonomy places the organism in Eukaryota, Metazoa, Arthropoda, Insecta, Diptera, Drosophilidae.
AGAGUUUCCCUUUCUACGUCAAAUUCCAUCAAUAGAUCAUCAUGCGUCUUACUAUUAUCGGAAUCCUCCUCCUGGCAACCUGCCUUUCAGCCCGUGCUGAUGUCUCCCAGCUAGUGAGAUCUGGCAAUGGAUUUGUGUAUGAUGUUCCCAAGGUCACAGAGUUGGAACUGGAGGUUAGCAACGAGUUUCCCACUGGAGAGGAAUUCCCUCAGGAUGCCAUUCCCGUGGCUCCCUCAGACGCAGAACUUGGCCAGGCCGAGGAGCCCGAGGAGCCAGUAGAACCAGCACCAGUAGCCGCUGCCUCCUCCUCCUCCGACAGUGUCCAUGGAUACAAGUACCAAGUGCCAAGCCGGCGCUUCAAAAGCUAA